Molecule: messenger RNA, 3629 nt
Organism: Callorhinchus milii (elephant shark)
Lineage: Eukaryota; Metazoa; Chordata; Chondrichthyes; Chimaeriformes; Callorhinchidae
Gene: tec
Product: tec protein tyrosine kinase
Exons: 18
Coding region: 360-2291 (643 amino acids)
Biological process (GO): B cell receptor signaling pathway; T cell receptor signaling pathway; adaptive immune response
Molecular function (GO): protein binding; ATP binding; non-membrane spanning protein tyrosine kinase activity
Source: RefSeq, a predicted model, not a curated record
GCGAUGCUCAGCCACUGCGUGUCCAGCAGGACCUGAUGUCGAGCUGAACCGAUCUUGCUGCAGGUACAGUGCGGACUCGGCUUCUGUCCGCUCCAGUCCCAGUCUGCUCCACUGGGGCUGCGCAGCGCAGUGUGUGUGUGUGUGUGUAUGUGUGUGUGUGUGUAGUAGCUGUCAACGAGGAGCCAGACAGCCACAGACUGAGCCAGUGCGGUGCUUGUGUGUCCCGUUGCUGUGAAGUUUGCGGGUUGCUCAGAGCGAGGAGGUGGGGGGUGAGCAGCAGGUGCGGGCUGGACAGACAGGUCCUAUCGUAGUGGGCCUUUGGUUUGCUGGUAGGAGUUGAAAAGGAUCGAGGGGACGAAAUGAACACAGACCCUAUUCUUGAAGAGACUUUGAUUAAAAGAUCUCAACAGAAGAAACGGACUUCUCCACUCAACUACAAAGAAAGGGUGUUUGUUUUAACAAAGUCAAGAUUAACAUAUUAUGAAGGUCGCCCUGAGAAAAAAAAUAAAAAGGGUUCCAUUGAACUACAAAAAAUCAAGUGUGCAGAAGUAGUGAAGCAUGACAGUGGCCCUUUUCCUUGCCAGAACAAGUAUCCAUUUCAGGUUAUAUAUGAUGCUAAUACCCUGUAUAUAUUUGCACCAAAUCCCAGUAGCAGAAGUACAUGGGUGCAAAAGUUAAAAGAAGAAAUAAAGAAUAAUGAACUCAUAUUGCCAAAAUAUCACCCACGAUUCUGGGCUGAAGGGGCAUGGCAAUGCUGUAGACAAGCAGAUAAACUUGCCCCUGGCUGUCAGGUAUAUAAACUCUUUGCUGAUGUUACUCGAAAGCCACUUCCACCAACACCCGAUGAAAUGCAACACAGGGACUGUUCAUCAUGGACUGCCAAUAGGGCCCCUCCACCCCCACCCCCAGAUGGUGAUGAUGACGAUGACGAAAAGGAGGAUGAAGAAGAUGAAGAGAUAGUUACAGCAAUGUAUGACUUUGAAGCAUUAGAGAAUCAUGAUCUCAAUCUAAUGAAGGGCGAAGAAUAUGUCCUACUACAGAAAUGUGAUGUGAAUUGGUGGAAAGCAAAAGAUAAACAUGGGUGCGAAGGAUAUAUACCAAGCAACUACGUAACUGAGAAGAAAUCCAAUAAUCUAGAAAAAUAUGAAUGGUAUUGUAGAAAUGUUAACCGGAAUACAGCGGAACAAUUGUUGAAAUCUGAGGAUAAAGAGGGAGGUUUUAUUGUCAGAGACUCCAGCCAAGCUGAGACCUAUACAGUAUCUCUGUACAGCAAAAGUCAAGGAGAGGGUGGAUCAACACGGCAUUAUCAUAUAAAACUGAGCCAGACUUCACCUUGUCUUUACUAUCUGGCUGAAAAACACUUGUUCAAUAAUAUUCCAGAGUUAAUUGAGUAUCACCAGCACAAUGCAGCAGGUCUUAUCACAAGGUUGCGAUAUCCAGUAGGCCGUAAAGGACGAGCUGCCCCUACAACUGCUGGUUUUAGCUAUGAUAAGUGGGAAAUAAAUCCAUCCGAGUUAACCUUUAUGAAAGAGCUGGGCAGUGGACAGUUUGGAGUUGUAAGAUUGGGAAAGUGGCGGGCACAGCACAAAGUAGCUAUUAAGGCCAUUCGUGAAGGUGCAAUGUAUGAAGAGGAUUUCAUUGAAGAAGCUAAAAUCAUGAUGAAGUUAUCUCAUCCUAAAUUAGUACAACUGUAUGGAGUCUGCACACAGGGGAAACCAAUAUAUAUAGUGACCGAGUUUAUGGAACUUGGCUGUUUACUCAACUAUCUACGGCAAAGAAGAGGCCAGAUUCAAAAGGAAAUGUUACUGAGCAUGUGCCAGGAUGUGUGUGAUGGUAUGGCGUACUUGGAAACAAACAUGUUCAUCCAUAGAGACCUGGCUGCCAGAAACUGUUUAGUGAGUGAAUCACAUGUGGUGAAAGUAUCUGAUUUUGGAAUGACGAGGUAUGUCCUUGAUGAUCAGUACACUAGUUCAUCAGGUACGAAGUUCCCAGUGAAAUGGUCGCCUCCCGAGGUGUUGCAUUACUCUAAAUUCAGCAGUAAAUCAGACGUAUGGUCAUUCGGUGUUUUGAUGUGGGAAGUUUACAUUGAGGGAAAAAUGCCAUUUGAGACUAAAUCAAAUGCUGAGGUGGUUCAAUUAAUUACAUCUGGAUUUCGACUCUAUCGUCCGAAACGGGCAUCGAAUGCUGUGUAUGAGAUCAUGACCCAGUGUUGGCACGAGAAACCAGAAGGACGACCAACUUUUUGUGAGUUGUUGCUGAUGAUCAACCAGUUAGUGGAAUAUGACAGUUGAAGAGACUUGCAAUUGGUUUUGGACUGCUCGGAACUACGAGAAAAUCGUAAGAGCGAUGUUUCAACAGAAGCCUCUUUGGAGUGAUUUGAAACCUGAAUGGAUUGUCUCAUACGGAUUUCUGAAAAGAUUAUAAUCCAUUGCACACUUAACAAAGAUUACUGCAGCCUCACAAUUUAUAUUGUAUAUGUUGAUGCAGAUCUUCAUAGUCCAAUGAUACAUUGUAAACCACUAUGCACUGAAUUGAUGAGAAUUCUGGUUCUCCUGCUGGUUUUCCAUGAUUAUCAUCUUUUAUGAUUAGAGUACACAAAACAGUAAUGACCCCAUAUACAGUCAAAUCUGUGUUCAGCAGUCUCUCAGAGGAUAGGAUUAAAGUGGCCUUUAUAUAAGGGUGGCCUCUGAGUAAGGGCUCAUUGGUUUGUUGAACAGACCCUACUAGAGGUGGUUCAUUAUGGAAAAUCGUUCAUUAUGGGGUUGUUCCAGAGUGGUUUUUGACAGCAGGCGUUGUUGAAUAGAGGUGGUUGCUUUCACAGGUUUGACUGUGAUAGUUUCAAACUGGAGCUAUUAUUUAGUUAAGUAAGUUUUGUAUAACUGAACAGCUCUGAAGGUGUGAAGGUGUUUUUUUCUCACCAGUCAACUUUCUCCUCACUCCUCUCCUCAAGAUAUUGGGUUCCCCCCACCACCACUCCCCCAACUAGGUUUGGUUCACCGGGCGCUGGUUGCCUCUCGUAACUUACCCAAAUUAUUACAUGUGUGACUUGAUGGGCAGUAUUAGACAUAAAAAAUUAUAUUCAAUUUAAAAACAUUUCUGGUUAAUCUGUUAUGAUGAUUCCAUGUUCGUAGCCUCAUUUUUAUAUUAGGCACCACUACAUUUUCACAAAACUUAGGGCACUUUUUCCAGUAGCAAAAUGUAAAACUAAUAUAGAAUUAUUGCUAGUGAAAUAUUUGCAUAGAUAUAAUUUGGUAUCUAUCAAAGAACAAUUGAAUGAGGAAUGCUCUGCUGGAACUAAAAAAGCAUUUUUUAGUCAAGUGUUCAUACCCUCAUUUCUUUUGUUUUAGAAAGAAGAAAAAUCUUGCAAUUUUAUAACCUUAUCAUGCUAAAAUAUCUCAAGAGCUUUACAGAUAAUUACUGUCAGUGAAGUGACUGCUUUUGUAGGCAAGAUCCCACAAGCAGCCACAAAGUGAAUGACAAAUUAAUCUGAACGAUUCAAACUGAUGAGAUUUUCUUCAUGCCUUGGCCACCAAAUUAGAAUGUCCACUGAGCAUGCAACUAUUAUAUAUAAACAUGUCUAACACACACAGGCACACUGAAAUGAUUUUGAUUAAUCCUUGCAUUUGAUU